AAAUCCCGUGCCCGUUAUCUGCAAAAGUAACAAACUGCACAAGAUUGACGUGAUUGGGACGGGAGUGCAACGACAUUCAAGAAUUACCUGCAAGUUCUGCAAUGGAUUGUUCGUGGGAUCUACUCCAAUCCCUUUGCAACUGUUUUAAGCACAAUUUUAAACAGCAUGUCUUCAUAUAUAAUUCAAGGCAACUGGCGUUGAAAGGAUAGAAAGUGUAUUUUAUGAAAUAUGUUCCUCCCCCUAGUCUGAGAUCAAUGUUCCUUCUGCAGUUGGACUACAAUUCCCAGAAUGCCUUCUCCUCCAGCAGGAAGAACGCGAUGACACGCUGAGAAGUUUGGAGCUGGUGAACUGAGCUCCGGCCGAUCAUGUAGCUGCAGCUCCGUAAUUACCGAAACGGCUUUUUGCAAUUGCAAACCUUCUGCUGUUUGCAGCUUGCUUCCGAGUUGUGCAACCGGCCAUUCCCUCUGCACAGCUCGCAGCUGCAAGAAAUCGGUCAGGAUUCCCAGGUGGAUGAAAAUUGGGAGGCAGCAAAUUUUUUGCAUCUUUGUUGCAAAGCUGAAAAGGCAAAGUCUUUUGUGAUCCCCUCCCCCUCCCAUUCCCAGCAGGGGGAAAAAAGAAAAAAAAUGUCGCUGUCAAAAGGAGGUAAGAAGAAGAACCGAGGGCUGAAGUUGUCAAAGGAGGUUUUCGAGCAGCCGCAGGCAAGUCCCACCCCUCCCAGGGACCUGGACUCAAAGGCCUGCAUUGCCAUAGGUGAAAAGAACUUUGAGGUGAAAGCUGACGAUCUGGAACCACUCUCGGAGCUGGGCCGCGGCGCGUACGGCGUAGUGGAGAAGAUGCGGCAUACACCCAGUGACACGCUGAUGGCUGUCAAGAGGAUCCGUGCCACGGUGAAUAGCCAAGAGCAAAAGCGGUUACUGAUGGACCUUGACAUCUCCAUGCGCACUGUGGACUGCCCCUUCACUGUCACCUUCUAUGGAGCACUUUUUCGCGAGGGUGAUGUGUGGAUUUGCAUGGAGUUAAUGGACACCUCCUUGGACAAGUUCUACAAAGAAGUCAUAGACAGGGGCAUGACCAUUCCUGAAGACAUCUUAGGAAAGAUAGCAGUUUCUAUUGUGAAGGCCUUGGAACAUCUACACAGUAAGCUGUCUGUGAUACACAGAGAUGUGAAACCGUCCAAUGUCCUCAUUAACGUCCAAGGCCAGGUUAAGAUGUGUGACUUUGGCAUCAGUGGCUACUUGGUGGACUCGGUGGCUAAAACCAUGGACGCAGGCUGCAAACCUUACAUGGCUCCAGAGAGAAUCAACCCCGAGGUAAACCAGAAGGGUUAUAGUGUCAAGUCUGACAUCUGGAGUCUCGGAAUCACCAUGAUUGAGAUGGCGAUCUUAAGGUUCCCGUACGAUUCGUGGGGUACUCCUUUCCAGCAGCUCAAACAGGUGGUGGAAGAGCCAUCUCCACAGCUUCCUGCUGACAGAUUUUCCAAAGAAUUUGUCGACUUCAGUGCCCAGUGCAUGGUAACAGGCCCUUCCGGCCCAACGAGUCUGCGCCGCCCAUUUUUUAAACUCAAUUAACCUACCCAUACAUCUUCGGAAUGUGGGAGGAAACCGGAGCACCCGGAGGAAACCCACGCAGACACGGGAGAACGUACAAACUCCUUACAGACAGCGACGGGAAUCGAACCCCGAUCGCUGGCGCUAUAAUAGCAUCACGCUAACUGCUACGCUACCGUGCGGCUUGAAGAACACAUGGAUUAGUUCAGGUUGAUUGAAGGAGCUGGUUGGGCUCCUUCUGUGCUGUAAAUUUCUUGGUUUCAUUGAAUAUUCUGUGAAAUAAAUAGUCUGACAUGCGA
Messenger RNA from Pristis pectinata (smalltooth sawfish), 1846 nucleotides. It is a transcript of the gene map2k6, whose product is annotated as mitogen-activated protein kinase kinase 6. Gene Ontology annotation, molecular function: ATP binding; MAP kinase kinase activity. The record is from RefSeq and is a predicted model, not a curated record. Lineage: Eukaryota; Metazoa; Chordata; Chondrichthyes; Rhinopristiformes; Pristidae. Gene Ontology annotation, biological process: MAPK cascade; protein phosphorylation. The transcript has 11 exons. The coding region runs from base 624 to 1568 and encodes 314 amino acids.